GCUCAAAUUCCGAGAAUUGAGCCGCUGUGAUUCUUAGAACUGGGCUUCUUAGAAGUGGUGAUGCAAGAAGUUUCUAGGAAAGCAAUACCAGAGCUUGACAAGAUGGCUUGCGCAGCAGACAGCUGCAUCCAAUUCACGCGUCACGCCAGCGACGUGCUGCUGAACCUCAACCGGUUACGUAGCCGGGACAUCCUCACAGAUGUCACCAUCCUGGUCAACAGACAGCAGUUUCGUGCCCACAAGACUGUCCUCAUGGCCUGCAGUGGGUUGUUCUACACUAUAUUUACUGACUCCCUGAAGUGUAGCCUGAAUGCCAUCAGCCUGGACCCUAAGGUUGACCCCGAGGGGUUUGCCAUCCUACUGGAGUUCAUGUACACCUCCAGACUGACGCUGAAGGAGAGUCUGAUCAUGGCGAUCAUGAACACAGCCAUCUACCUACAGAUGGAUCACGUCGUAGACACCUGCCACCGAUUCAUCAAAUCCAGUGACGCUGGCCAGGCCAACAAGCUGCCCAGAGAUGAGUUCUUGGUCAGCCCUUUGCUUUUACCUCAGGGCGUCAAUGCAUACCGGCCCCACGAUGUGGUCGACAACCUGCCAGGCCGGGUCGGCCCCUUCAGAGACGGGAGGCCCUACGGCUCCAGCAUGUUCAAUGGGGUCAAUUCCCCCAGCAACUACCACCUCUACGGUCACUACCCCGUCCAGGGGUUGCCUUUCCCUCUCUGCAAGCUGACAGACGCCAAAAACACGUUCGGUGACUUCUCUAAAGGCGGGAUUCACCACAAGCACUGUUCACCCCCGGACAUGAGCAGCGCCAUGAGGGUUGAUUACAGCAGGGCGGUAAGCGGGGGCUCGGCCAGCAUCCACCAUACAGCCAGCUACGUCUCCUCCAGGGAGGAGGAGAUGAGGAAGGAGAGCCACGAGGGAGGGGUCAGCCAGGCUGGUGGGGUAGGAGGUUCCAGGAAGAGAGCGUUUGCCACGACGGGCCACAAGCAGCAGGUGGUGGUUCUGGGUAAAGAGCACGGUCCUCAGACGACAGAGGAAGACAUGAGCCAGCAGCACUACCCUCUGGGGAUCUCCUCAGCCGGACGGAAGGGCCUGAUGAACAGUCCUCAGAGCCCGCUCAAAUCUGACUGCCAGCCUAACUCCCCCACCGAGUCCAGCAGCAGUAAGAACGCAGGUCUCUCCCUCUCCCAGGCCGGCCGGUGUGGCGCCCAGCCCCUACAGGGCAGCCAGGACCCCAAGGCACGCAACUGGAAGAAGUACAAGUUCAUCGUUCUGAACCAGAGCGCCACCAAGGAGGAGGAUGCUGGACUGCAGGAUCCGGUGGUCAGCUCCCCCCAGCGUCUGGGUCUACCCCCUUACCCCCAGCCCUCAGACUCAGAGCACCUGGACACACAGGCCAACGCCAACAUCAGCGAGCAUGGAGAGGACCUGCUUGUUCCACAGGCCUCCCGACUCAACAGCAUCAUCAACAGUGUCUCCAGAGCUCUGGAGGGAUCACAGAGGAGCGCUAACAACCACUCCUCUCUCUACAUCAGCCACUUAAAGUGCACCUCCUGUGGUGCCCCACCCCCACAGCACUCUGAAGUGUGUCCCAACACCCCGGCUUCCUGUUUAGCGGAGGAGAUGUCAGAGUUGCACUCUGAGUACUCCGACUCCAGCUGUGAAAAUGGUACUUUCUUUUGUAACGAAUGCGACUCCAAGUUUGCUGACGACGGAGCCCUGAAACUCCACAUGCUGCAGACCCACAGUGAUAAGCCAUACAAGUGUGACCGCUGUCAGGCUGCUUUCCGCUACAAGGGAAACCUCGCCAGCCACAAGACAGUCCACACCGGAGAGAAGCCGUAUCGCUGCAACAUCUGUGGUGCUCAGUUCAACAGACCAGCUAACCUCAAGACCCAUACUCGUAUCCACUCAGGAGAAAAGCCAUACAGAUGUGAGACGUGUGGAGCUCGAUUCGUGCAGGUUGCCCAUCUCCGGGCCCAUGUGUUGAUCCACACCGGGGAGAAGCCAUACCCGUGUGAGAUCUGCGGAACGCGCUUCCGUCACCUGCAGACGCUGAAGAGUCACCUGCGCAUUCACACAGGAGAAAAGCCCUAUCAUUGUGAGAAAUGCAACUUGCACUUUCGCCACAAGAGUCAGCUUCGAUUGCACCUCAGACAGAAACACGGAGCGAUUACCAACACCAAGAUCCAAUACCGCAUGUCCACUACAGAGCUGCCAACAGACCCGUCCAAGGCGUGCUGAACUGGCGGCGGGCGGAGUCAAUCUUGACCAUGGCAUUGAAACACCCCAACGUAUACAAUCAUCCCAAAAUUGUAGUGCCACACUGUGUUGAUUUAGAGGUUGAUUCAUUAAUACGGCCAAUGUACACCGCUCUACACGACUUUCCUCUAAACAUGUGAACGUAGAACCUCUUUAGUCCAUUUGUUUCUUUAUAUUAGUAUGUCUCUUUUAAUUUAGUUAAAAUGUUUAAGCUUUAAAGAGGAAUAUAAAAAAAAAGCUUUAUUUUGUUGGAGGAAAAAGCUUGGACGGAAUGUAAACAUAAAUCCCGUUGAAGGAUAUGGUAUUUUAUAUCAAAUAACUUUUCUAAAAGUAUUGACAUUUCGAUUUGAGAGAGGGGGGAGGGUUGUUAACAGUAUAUUUUAAAGAUAAAUUGUAUUUAUCCUGGCUGUAUAAGAUAUUGAAUUGUUUAUAGAUUUUAUAUAUUGAUGUACAUGUUAUACCAUGUAGACCUGCCCCCUUUCAUGUGAAAGGAAAGAGAAAAAAAAAUCAUUUAGGUUUUUUUGAACUCUUGAUAAUGACUACUGCUCUCGUAGGAAGACAAAAUGCUGCAUGAUGAGGCGUACGUACGUUACUACUGUUGCCAAUAGUUAACAAUCAAUGAAGCGGGCAACUGCAGUCAAAAAUAUUGUGACAUACUGUGUAAUUAACUAAUUAUAUCCACUGGGUUGCUCUCUGCUGGCAGAAUCAAUCAAGAAUUUAAAAUGUAAAAAAAAAAAAUAUGCAUUUCAAGGUACUGCUUUGGGUAUGAACCAAGAAGAUAUUUUUGCUUCAAAUGUAUUUGUAUAGAUGUGUUAUAGUUUUUUUGUUUGUUUAAGUGAACGUUCCCAGUUGUCAUUGUACUAGAAGCUACAGUAAAAAGGUGUAUAAGACGUUUGUACAUACACUGUGUACUAAAGGUGCCUUGUCUAUGGUGACUGAAUUUCUUUCCAUUCAGCCCAGUUCUGUUUAUAUAAAAAGGUACAACUCAAGGCACUAGUUGUCCUAGUUUUUAUUUCGGGUGUGUGUGUCAUUUAAAAAUAAAAAUAAAAUAAAAGGAGAAAAAAAAAGGCUUUUCACCAACCUUACAACAUGCAAAUUAAUCAUUACUCGAGCCGUAAAUCUUCAGGACUUUUUUUUGGUUUUUUUUUGUGUGUUUAAAAAGAAAAAAAAAAAAAACUGCAUUCAACGUAUUGAACAAUUAUAGAUGUAUGAAUGUAAAAAUAAAGGUUUUGGAUUUGUAUGUAUAAA
Salmo salar (Atlantic salmon) is the source of this 3513-nucleotide messenger RNA. Its product is annotated as B-cell lymphoma 6 protein. Lineage: Eukaryota; Metazoa; Chordata; Actinopteri; Salmoniformes; Salmonidae. Gene Ontology annotation, molecular function: DNA-binding transcription factor activity, RNA polymerase II-specific; protein binding. Gene Ontology annotation, cellular component: nucleus. The record is from RefSeq and is a predicted model, not a curated record. Gene Ontology annotation, biological process: regulation of transcription by RNA polymerase II.